UCUAAUCCACUUAUACUUGUGCUGGGAACACUAGCUUUUUGUCAUUUCGUCCUUUCUCAUUUUAUAUUUAACAGCAGCAAACUAGCACAUUGGUUAUGUACGCAUAUGUUCCCUGUUACAGUCGCUAAGAAAGCACCGCUUUCUGUCUUCAUAUGCUGCUGACCUUGUCUGUUUACAGCAGGUAGCUAACGUUAGCUCAGCGCUAACCUAGCCUCACUGUUAGCUAACUGUGUCUGAGAGCUCGCUUAGUGCUCGUGUUUUUUCUUUACUCACCCUGUUUUUGUCGCGUUUAUCAUGGAAGAUGAGGCCUUCACUGACAUUAAUGGCAAAGCAAUAUCUCUGGACUGUCAGAGUCACUCCAGCUUUUGCAGAGAGUUCAUUGUCAGCUCCUCCAAAGUGUCCAUCGGCAAGGUGAUGGUGUACACUUGCUCUGUUUGGCUUUUAUCAUACGCUGUGUUCUUCUUCACUGAGAACACUGCUGUUCUUUCCAGUGCUAUAGUCAUCACCCUGGUUGGCAUGAUGCUGCACAUCCACUUUGUGAAGGUGGACCACGAAUCCCUGCUUGUCAUUGGGUCCUUAGGCAUUCAGGUGUCCUCCAACUACGCCUCAGGCCGUGAGACCACCACUUUCAUUGAGAUGAGCAAGAUCAAGGAUAUUGUCAUCAAUGAAGCAAUUUACAUGCAUCAGAUCAUUUACUACCUUUGUGUACUGCUCAAGGACCCUUCAGAACCUAAUGCAGUGUCAAACGUUGUGCCAUUGUUCCAGAGUUCAAAGCCGAGGCUUAACUGCUUGGUGAAGGUUUACAAAAGCUGUCAGGAGAUUCUUUCAAAGUGCUGAUGACACACAUUCAUACAUGCAGCAUACUUUUUAUAUUUCUUUUUUUCAAGUCAUUUUCUUUUCAUUGAAUGGAAGCAGAAAGCAGGUAUGCCUCCCUCCAUCCAUCCAUUAGCUAUAAUGUUUAUCCUUUGAGGGUUGGUUGUGUCAUAAUGACUCAAUGUUGUAGUUUGUUGUGUAGUUACUUGAAUAACUUAUAGCACUGGUCAUAGACUAUUGUUUAAACCUAAAGAGCCAAACUUUUUAACUGUCACUGUAUGAAAAUGAAUUAAAAACAGUUUUGCAUUGAAACUUGAAUUGACUAAUUAAUCCUAAUAAUUUUUCUGUAUUUUACACUGUAUUUUUUGAUAAAAAUAAAUUUGAUUAAACAAAAUAAUUUGUG
Molecule: messenger RNA, 1216 nt
Organism: Seriola aureovittata
Lineage: Eukaryota; Metazoa; Chordata; Actinopteri; Carangiformes; Carangidae
Gene: pigh
Product: phosphatidylinositol glycan anchor biosynthesis, class H
Exons: 4
Coding region: 295-837 (180 amino acids)
Biological process (GO): GPI anchor biosynthetic process
Cellular component (GO): glycosylphosphatidylinositol-N-acetylglucosaminyltransferase (GPI-GnT) complex
Source: RefSeq, a predicted model, not a curated record